AGUGCGUGAGCUGUUUGGCCUUCGUUUAUUUUAUUUACUUGGGGGAAAUUUGUUUCUGUGAAAAUAGUCAACAGUUCCUAACUUGAUGGGGCUGGAAUUGGACAAAAAGACGGAAGAGUGUUCCUUCCUUCCUAAAGGAUGGACACGAGAAGAGGUGAUUAGGAAAUCCGGUCUUUCGGCGGGCAAAACAGACGUUUAUUAUCACAGCCCAUGUGGAAAGAAGUUUCGGAGUAAGCCACAGCUAGCGAGAUUUCUUGGUGAUGCAAUAGAUCUGACAUCGUUUGAUUUCCGCACCGGCAAACUGUUAACAUCUGGAGUGAGGAAGAGUAAAAGGCUAAAGAACAUCCAUUAUGAUUACAACAAAGGUACCCGCCACGAUAUCAGUCUCGUUCUUCCAAUCCGACAGACGGCAUCCAUCUUCAAGCAACCUGUUACACUGAAAACUAAUCACACAACAAAUCGGAUCAAAGCUGACCCCAAACAAGACACAAAAGAAACACCUAAACAGCUCUUCUGGGAGAAGCGUCUUCAAGGAAUGCAUGCGUGUGACAUUGAAGAAGAAAUCUUGAGAUCAAUGGAGCUGCCUGAUGGUUUAUUUGGUGUUGGGCCAGACAUGACAGAUGACAGUUUAGUACAGAGUAUAGCCUCGAGCCUACACGUUAGUACGCAGCCAAUCACAGGCCAGACGGGCUCACAGAAUCAGAUUGAGAAGAAUCCAGGGGUGUACCUCAACUCCGAUCAGCCGCCAUGCUUGAAAUUCCUAGUGACGGAAGCGGACAUCAAGAAACAAGAGGAGAGGGUGCGUGAGGUUCGGGACCGUCUACGGAAGGUGCUCGAGGGUGAUCUGAAACAGAUACAAGUUGAACUGGAAGAUACAGACGAGGAUGAGGAUGCUUCAGAAUGAUCUAAGAAACUCAAAUCUCAGCAAGUAAGAUCACAAAUCCCACCCUAUAGUGGCAACAUUGGUCUGCCAAUAAACUGCUGAUCACAGGCGUCAACAGUUGAAGAGCCAAUACCCAGUCUGAUAGCAGAGUCAUCUGUGACUGCCGAGGCCCCUCCUACUUGGGACCAGCCAAUCACCAGCUCCUUUGUCGGCCAAUCAACUCCUUCACGUUAAACACCUUGGGAUGUAGAGUAACGACAUCUCCCACUUCGUAGCUCCACCCACCGGACCACAACCAAGCUCCUGUGUCAGCAAAUCACAUGCAGGUCAAAAAUUGUAAGACAAAUUUGCAUAAGUUGAACUGUAUUUGCAUAAGCUUUGCAUCUGCAGAGCUGCCGACCCUCCCUGUUUUGCAGAAAGUUCCCUGAAAAUAAACCAUCUGUAGAUGUUCUGAUGAACAAGUUUGAAAAUCUUUCCGAUAAUGAAAACUGUUUUUCUGUUAAUACGUAGAAUGAAAUUCUAAAAUAUCUUCCUGACUGUUGUACAAAAUCUCCCUUAUAACAAAUGUUGGCAGCUCUGCAUCUGUACUAACAAGCCUGAUAUUUUACGGAGACAACGAAGGCGAUUGCCUCAAUGCCCCCUGGUCAUUGCCUUGGUGCCCUUGAAAUGCUUCAGUAGAAAUUAACAAUUUCCUCAUUGCCUUGGUGCCCUUGCCUUUUCAAAAACAAAGCUUACAGGCCUGGUACCAUAGACUUAUAUAUAAGAACUAGAGGGCGCACAAGCCUAGAUAUGCGGCCCGGUGGCGGCCAUUUUUGAAGUUGACAAUAAAACAGCAUCGCAUAGCGUGUGUAUUUCACAUUCAAUGGCCGUACAAAGUUCAUCUUGCAAAUGGCGCACGUGUCUCCUUGCAGUCCCGUUGCGUUUUUGCACGCAGCAUCACCGCCCUCUAGUUCUUAUAUAUAACUCUAUGCCUGGUACUAAUAUCUAUAGCUAGAUCAACUUUCACUAGUACAGUUGAACAACGGUGUCCUAGUAAUGUUUUAUUGAAAGGGAGGAGAUCGGAUACUCAACCCAACUUGAACUUUCCUUCACACUGCAGACCACUUUGUAUGGUUCCCUGAAGGCAGUCAUUAAAAUAACCUUGGUUUUUUUUUAGGGAGACAGGAUGUUUUCUUCGGAUGCCUCAAUUUUGUCCCAAGAAUAGUGGGCGUGAUACACACAGUUAAGAUAGCUCGUUGGUUAUGAAACCUCGUGUCAAAAUGUUGUCAACGGUUUGAGAAUUUCAGGAUGGGGCAAGUGGCAGUAAGCCUUCCUGUUUUUAUCAUUCUUUGGAAAUGACAAGGUGAAUAAUUAAAGGCUGGAAUUUCAUUUGACUCACUUUUCAUAAAAGAAAAUAGUUCUUCCAUUAGAAAAUGGAAAACCGUUGAAGACUGAACUGUUCAGAGCUCAUUAAGUUUUAUCAAUGUCUACUGUUGAAUUAUUCCUUUGUUCAGGGUCUUGAUCUCAGAUAUGUGCGCUUUAUAAGAACUCUAUAUUAUAUUAAAGUGAGAACAAAUGUGGGAUGAGAAUUACAGAAUUAAUACCGACAAGAGAGUGCUGCCACGAGCAUCUGAGCUGGAAAUGAAAAUAGCUUGGACCCCUUUUUGCUGUUUCAGUGCUAGGCUCAUAGUUGGCCUCCGGGAUCCCAACACAGAUGGCCCUGGCAGGAGUGAAGACGAACAGCAUGCAUUGGUCACCAUUGGCAUUAUACACGUACAGUGUUAGAUAUAUGCAGAUUGGUCCAAAAGCAGGUUCGGACAUAAAUUUAAAUAUUCAUACCUUGGAUAUGCACUAAGCUUGGGCGAUAUCACGAUAUUAUCGAAUAUCGCGAUAUU
Messenger RNA from Asterias rubens (European starfish), 2757 nucleotides. Its product is annotated as methyl-CpG-binding domain protein 2-like. The record is from RefSeq and is a predicted model, not a curated record. The transcript is spliced from 7 exons. Lineage: Eukaryota; Metazoa; Echinodermata; Asteroidea; Forcipulatida; Asteriidae. Gene Ontology annotation, molecular function: DNA binding. Bases 86 to 904 code for a protein of 272 amino acids.